AAUACCCCCCGCGGGCGCGGGGUGCGCGCAGAGCUGCCAUGAGACGCGGCGCGGCCCGGACCCUGCUGCUCAACAUGUACCUGCCAGAUUCCGUUGGGGAAACUUUCUUCAAAGAAGGCAAAAACCAGACGUGGGGCUCGCUGGGGCCCGGGGUUCAGAAAGGCAGUGGGCAAAUCCAGCUGUGGCAAUUCCUCCUGGAGCUGCUUUCGGACCGGGCCAACCUCAACUGCAUUGCCUGGGAGGGCACCAAUGGCGAGUUCAAACUGCUGGAUCCCGAUGAGGUGGCCCGGCGCUGGGGCGAGCGCAAGAGCAAGCCUAACAUGAACUAUGACAAGUUGAGCCGGGCGCUUCGCUACUAUUAUGACAAGAACAUCAUGACCAAGGUUCACGGCAAGCGCUAUGCCUACAAGUUUGACUUCCAAGGCCUGGCCCAGGUCUGCCAGCCAGCCACGCCUGACCACACCUUGUACAAAUUCCAGGCACCCCUUCCCUUCUCUGGCAUCUCCAAACUCAACAUCAUGGCUUCAGGAGUGACCCCAACCAGUUUCUCCUACUGGCCAGGCUCUGCCCCCACCCUGUACCCCAGUCAUGGCUUGCAGGCUUCAGCGCCCUUCAGCACCAUGGCAACAUCCCACAUCAACAAUAUGAACAGCCAUUACCACUAGACCUCUCGUGCUUCCGUGGGGUGUGGUGGGGAGCUGGGAAAAUAGUUUGACCCCCUAGAUUUCCGCUUAAGACAUUUCCAAUGCAGUGAAAGAGAUAUUUAUUAGGUUCACCCAUUGUGCUAAAACACAAGGUGGUUUGCCUGGUUUUGGUUUCAUGUAUUACAUGAAACCAGCUAUUAUGAUAUGUAAAUAAUGGUUUGUGACAUAGAGCGAUGUGUUAAUCCAGCCACUGCAACUUACUCAACGAACACUGGUGAAACAGA
Candoia aspera is the source of this 928-nucleotide messenger RNA. It is a transcript of the gene FEV, whose product is annotated as FEV transcription factor, ETS family member. The record is from RefSeq and is a predicted model, not a curated record. Bases 39 to 665 code for a protein of 208 amino acids. Gene Ontology annotation, molecular function: DNA-binding transcription factor activity, RNA polymerase II-specific; sequence-specific DNA binding. NCBI's taxonomy places the organism in Eukaryota, Metazoa, Chordata, Lepidosauria, Squamata, Candoiidae. Gene Ontology annotation, biological process: cell differentiation; regulation of transcription by RNA polymerase II. Gene Ontology annotation, cellular component: nucleus. The transcript has 3 exons.